UUGAAUUCAUGUCAGUCAUGUCCACUCACAACAAAGUAAUCGUCACUGACUUUUCAAAGACCAAUUUCACUAUUGGAACUAGAGAAUCUCAGCUGGCAAUGAUCCAGACUACUCAUGUUCAGGCCUUGUUGAAACAGCAAUAUCCGCAGCUUACCUUUGAUAUUAAUGGCAUGACAACUACUGGCGAUCAAGUUCAGGACGUCGCUCUCUCGAAAAUCGGAACAAAGUCUCUCUUUACCAAAGAACUGGAGAUGGCUCUGGAUGACCACUCGGUAGACUUUGUCGUUCAUUCUCUCAAGGAUUUGCCCACCCAACUUCCGUCUGGAAUGAUGGUGGGUGCUAUCCUUGAGCGUGAGCAACCCAAUGAUGUUGUCAUCAUGAGUCUCAAGCAUUCUUUUACAGGACUGGCUCAGUUACCUGCUGGAAGUAUUAUUGGCACAAGUUCUGUGCGUCGAUCUGCUCAACUCAAACGUCGUUUUCCAAAUUUGGUCUUUCAAGAUAUCAGAGGCAAUCUGAACACCAGAUUAAAGAAACUUGACGAUCCAGCAUCGCCCUUUGCUGCCAUUCUUCUUGCAUAUGCUGGAAUUCAUCGUAUGGGAUGGACUGAUAGAAUCACCGAAAUCUUGCCCACAGUCACUAUUCUUCAUGCAGUCGGUCAAGGCGCAAUCGGAAUUGAAUGUCGAGAAAACGACACUUGUGUACGAUCACUCCUUGCUCCUCUCAAUCAUACACCAACCCGUAUCCGAUGCACUGCAGAACGAUCUUUUAUGCGUUCUCUUGAAGGUGGAUGCAGUGUUCCACUUGGUGUAUCUACCAGCAUCGAACCCAACGAUACUGGCAUAGAUGUACUAUGUCUUACUGGAUCAGUUACUUCUUUGGAUGGAAGCAUUGAACUCCGACAUGCCAUGUCAAUGGAUCUAGACUCGGAGGACAUUGAAGAAAAAGUAACGAUGGCUCAUAAACUUGGAACUGCGCUUGCAAAUGUAUUGAUUGAGCGUGGUGCUAAAGACGUUUUAGAUGCCAUUCGUCAUGCAUAGAUUGAUUUGACCGAAUCUGCAACAAAGUCGAAAUACAUUAAUAAACAGUCAGUUUCACG
Batrachochytrium dendrobatidis JAM81 is the source of this 1096-nucleotide messenger RNA. RefSeq names its product hydroxymethylbilane synthase. Gene Ontology annotation, cellular component: cytoplasm. The transcript has 3 exons. Bases 9 to 1037 code for a protein of 342 amino acids. Gene Ontology annotation, molecular function: hydroxymethylbilane synthase activity. NCBI's taxonomy places the organism in Eukaryota, Fungi, Chytridiomycota, Chytridiomycetes, Rhizophydiales. The record is from RefSeq and is a predicted model, not a curated record. Gene Ontology annotation, biological process: heme biosynthetic process.